Messenger RNA from Melanotaenia boesemani (Boeseman's rainbowfish), 811 nucleotides. Its product is annotated as mesenteric estrogen-dependent adipogenesis protein-like. Lineage: Eukaryota; Metazoa; Chordata; Actinopteri; Atheriniformes; Melanotaeniidae. Bases 311 to 688 code for a protein of 125 amino acids. The record is from RefSeq and is a predicted model, not a curated record. The transcript is spliced from 5 exons.
AGCUUGAGCUUCAUAAGAAGCGGAGGCAGAGGAGCGGCAGUAGGAAACGUGGCGUAAUGACUACUAACACGAUGUCCUUCAACACGAUGAUUGGUGACAGAAGUGGAGGCGUUUCUGAGAAAACCACCUGUUGGUUUCUCCGUGGAGACUCUCGGGCUCGGGUUACCGAGUCCACAAAGCAACGAUGAGGAGAGUCUGGUGCUGAUCGACGAUUUCCAGUUCCCGCAUCGGGAAGAUAGUUUUCCAGAACUCGUUGGGAAGAAAAGUUACAGUAAAUAAUUUAUGGGAGUAUACCAGCUUCAGAAGAGUCAUGCUGUCCAAGAGGAUCUAUCUGCUGAUAUCCGCCUGCCAGCAGAACCUCUCAGUGACCAACAAAAAUGAAGUCAGAGUGUUGAAGCAGUAUUUGGUGUCCUUCGAUGGCAGUACUCCUUUCAUCAAGUGGCAGAUGGAGAAAGGACUGGACUGGACCAUCUCCUCUGUGGCUGGAGAGAGUUACAGGGUCAAUGUUGACCUGCAUGAAGCUCUGGAGAGCUGGAUUCCUGAAGACCUCAUCACUGAUAACCUAACAAAGGUUAAACCUGUGUGGAAGGACACUUCUUUCACCCUCAACUACUAUUCUGAUGCAUUAUUUGAUUUCCCACAUUGGUUUGGUUUCAGCAAAAGGACAUUUAAGCUGACACUUACAUGAACUAUCUGUGGAAGAAGAGGAGGAGAAAGUCGAGUUCAUCUUCUCAGUUUUAAGUGGCAUUAGCAGCCUCCAUAAGAAAAAUGGAUCAACAAGUUACAUGAUCAGUGGAUGAGAUUGGUUGUU